GAGUGGCAGAAGCCUCAUCAUGGUGGUGGUGGUGGUAGUGGUGGCUGUUGUUUCAGUGUUGGUGGUAGUUGUGGUGUUGAUGGUUGUAGUGGUGGUGGAAGUGUUAAUGGUAGUGGUGGAGAUGGUGGUGACGUGAAAGUGGUGGCGGUGGUAGCGGUGGUGGCUGUUGUUGUGGUGGUAGUGGUGGUGUUGGAAUUGGUAAUAAUAGUGGUAGGGUUCGGGCUAGGUUACGGUUAGAUGGUAGAGAGUAGUGGUAGUGGCGGUAGUAGUUGUGGAAGAAGUAGUAGGGCGGCGGAGAUGGUGCUAAUAGUAUUAGUUAUAGUGUCAGUUAUAAGACAUUGCCAAGCACUCACAAAAUGACAUUGUCUUCAGUGUGAAUAAAGAACAAAUAGAAAAAAUACCUACAAUUAGAUAUGAAAGAAAUAUUAAAAACUUAACCGCAGGGAAAAAUCAAAACAAAGGGUGUUUCCCUUCCUAUAUUUAGCUAAGGGAUAUUGCUAGACAAAGUGCUAGUAAUCCAAAAGAGAUCCUGUUUAUGAACGGUCAAUUAAUCAUUCUAACAGUCUACUAUAUGUUUGUUGGUUGA
Messenger RNA from Porites evermanni, 586 nucleotides. The record is from the annotation of a GenBank genome assembly. Lineage: Eukaryota; Metazoa; Cnidaria; Anthozoa; Scleractinia; Poritidae.